Molecule: messenger RNA, 2686 nt
Organism: Gossypium raimondii (Peruvian cotton)
Lineage: Eukaryota; Viridiplantae; Streptophyta; Magnoliopsida; Malvales; Malvaceae
Product: protein ROLLING AND ERECT LEAF 2
Exons: 5
Coding region: 245-2440 (731 amino acids)
Source: RefSeq, a predicted model, not a curated record
UUUGACCGUUGCUUUAAUCUUUUUUUUUUCCACAACGUCUCUCUCUCUCUCUUUGCCCUCUGAUCAGGCCCCCAAAAAAUCAAAACAAAACAGAGCAAAGCAAAAAAACUUCAUCUUAUUCCCGCCUACAUUUCUUCCCAGUUUGGGGAUAAUCCGUUGGAAUCUGGUUGGAAAUAUUCGGGAACACGUUUUUAGCUUUGGGUUUCCGUUCACAUUGUUGAACUGAUACGUAAAAGAGCGGAUCAUGGGAUGUUCUACAUCGAAAUUAGACGAUGAAGAGGCGGUUCAGCUUUGUAAAGAUAGGAAGAAUUUCAUUAAGCAAGCAGUAGAGCAAAGAACAAGAUUUGCUACAGGGCAUUUAGCUUAUAUUCAAUCCUUAAAACGAGUUUCGGCAGCUCUUCGGGAUUAUGUCGAAGGAGAUGAGUGUCAUGAGUUCUUGUUAGAUUCGUUUAUAACCCCCCCUUUUACGCCUGUUAAGAAAGGGAGUCCCGGUUUCAUAUCGAUUCAAUCUAAUCCUAAGUCCACAUUGAAGGUGAGUUAUUUGAGAUCAGGUGGUAACCCUGCUGUUGCGGUUGAGGAGAGACCUCAAUCGCCCGAAACUGUUCGGGUUCAAGCUUACUCUCCAGUGCAUCAUUAUGGCAUGGAUGGUAUUUUCGCAAUGCAAUCUUCUCCAAUGAAUAAUUCCUCGUUUUUUACUUAUUCUCCGAACAAUAGGCCAAAUAUACAUCCCCCUUCACCUCAAUCGGCGCAAUGGGACUUUUUUUGGAAUCCGUUUUCGUCUUUAGAUUACUACGGUUAUCCCAACCGAAGUAGUCUCGAUCAGGCAGUCAUGGACGAUGAUGUUAGAGGACUAAGGCAGGUAAGGGAAGAAGAAGGAAUUCCCGAUUUAGAAGAAGAUGAAACUGAACAUGAAGAAUCCGAAAGUAAGGUGAAUUCGGUAGAAGAGAAGGCUAAAAUACAUACAAACUAUAAUAGAGAAGAAGUUACGGUUGAGGAUGUUGAUGAGGAUGACGAGGAUGAGGAGGAAAUAGAUAUGGCCGAAACCGAGCACGAUGUAAAAGAUGUACAGCCACAACGGAAAGUGAGUGUAGAAGUAGUACGAUCACAAACUGCUGGACAAGUAGAAGUUAGUAACAAAGAAACGGUAGUUGGAAGUAGCGAAGCUAAAGAAGAAACACCCGGUUUUACGGUUUAUGUAAACCAAAGGCCAACGAGUAUGGCGGAAGUUAUCAAUGAUCUCGAUGCUCAAUUCAUGGUAGCUUGUGAUGCAGCGAGUGAAGUGUCGGGAAUGUUAGAGGCUAGUAGAGCUCAGUACUCAUCGACCUCGAAUGAGCUUACAGGCAUGAAAAUGUUGAAUCCGGUAGCUUUGUUGCGGUCUGCUUCAUCACGGUCGUCCUCGUCGAGAUUCUUAAUGAAUUCUUCGAGUUCCCGAGAGGCAGGUUAUGAAAGCAGCAGCUCCGUAUCUGAAGAAUCCUGCAUGUUCCAUGGUAGUCACCAAUCGACAUUGGAUCGAUUGUAUGCCUGGGAGAAGAAACUUUACGAGGAAGUCAAGUCCGGAGAAAAGACUCGAAUUGCUUACGAGAAGAAAAGUAGGCAGCUGAGGAACCAAGAUGUAAAGGGUGAUGACCCGUCCGUAGUAGAUAAAACGAGAGCAGCAAUUAGGGAUCUGCACACACAGAUGAAGGUUUCAAUACAUUCAGUUGAAGCUAUUUCGAAGAGAAUUGAAACUCUAAGGGACGAGGAGUUGCAACCGCAACUUCUGGAAUUGGUGCACGGGUUAGCUAGGAUGUGGAAAGUGAUGGUGGAGUGUCACCAGGCUCAAAAACGGACCUUAGAUGAAGCUAAGCUUUUACUAGCCGGAGCACCUUCGAAGCUGGAAGCAAAACGACAGUCUUCUAUCUCAGCUGCUGCAAAUCUCGAAGCCGAGUUAAGGAAUUGGAGAGCUUGUUUCGAGUCUUGGAUCGUUUCUCAACGGUCCUAUUUACGUGCUUUAAGUGGUUGGCUCCUCCGUUGUUUGAGGUCAGACCCUGAUACAUCCAAGUUACCGUUUUCCCCUCGCCGGUCCAGUGGGACACUCGUAAUAUUCGGACUUUGCAUCCAAUGGUCAAGGUUCCUUGAUGCAACUCGUGAGACACCAGUCCUCGACGGGAUAGAUUUUUUUGCAGCGGGAAUGGGGUCACUCUAUUCACAACAGCUAAGAGAGGAGUCUCGAGUCGGGUCUAAGAGGUUUGCAUCAGGGGAAAAUAUGGAGUUGGUAAAUAUUGAUGAAGUCGGAGAUGUUAUGACGACGGAGAAAUUAAGCGAUGUUGCUGUAAGGGUACUUUGUGCCGGAAUGUCUGUUGCGAUGAGUUCACUAAGCGAGUUUGCGAUCAGUUCAGCUGAUGGCUAUGCUGAACUUGUAUCUAAGUUGCCACAAACUUCAAAUGGUUCCAGGAUGUGAUUGAAUUUUGUGCUACGAGAAUGAAUGUAAGUAGAAAUGUUGUGUAACCCCUAUCACAAGGUAGCCGGGACCGAACUCGAUCUCAGCCAACAUGAACAAGCAAAAGAGAAUUCUUCAAAGCCUUGCAAGGGAUAGGGGGGAAUAUGCAAUAGUCAAAAGAUUUUUAAGGAGUUUUUUUUAUAACUUAAUGUAAAUGCAGUUAGUAUGGUUAACAAAUAUAUACACAUUGCAAUGAUUUUUGUGCAA